Messenger RNA from Zingiber officinale, 1315 nucleotides. RefSeq names its product two-component response regulator ARR14-like. The record is from RefSeq and is a predicted model, not a curated record. NCBI's taxonomy places the organism in Eukaryota, Viridiplantae, Streptophyta, Magnoliopsida, Zingiberales, Zingiberaceae. The transcript is spliced from 5 exons. Gene Ontology annotation, molecular function: DNA-binding transcription factor activity; DNA binding. The coding region runs from base 277 to 1209 and encodes 310 amino acids.
ACUGGCCCUUCUUUUCCCUCACCUUUCCAAUUUGACAUUUCAAUCUACUGUUACUGAUCCCUUCUCCCCGCAGCAAUAGUCGGAUUCAUAUUACUGAUAGUGAUAUCAUCUUGAAACUUAAGUCUCCUUCCUUCCUUUCCUUCCUUCCUACUGCAAUCAUUCUUCUUAAUUUGUUUUUAUUGCUUCGGAUACUACUUAUUGAUUCCCUCUCGUCCUUGGCUAUUUCAAUUCACUGCUUAUCUAUAUAUGCUUGCGUAGAAGGAAGUGGAGAGCGACAUGGCGGAAGAGAAAGAGAGGAAGGAGGAGGUGAUGGUGGAUGUGGAGGAAGCUGAGGAGGACGAGACUGAGAGCCAGGCGGGAGGAGAAGGAAACCGCUCGAGAUCGGAAGGGAGUUGCAACGAAAGAGGAGGCACGACGACGACGACAGUGAGGCAGUACGUACGGUCCAAGAUGCCGAGGUUGAGUUGGACGCCUGAUCUCCACCUCGCCUUCGUCGACGCCGUCAAGAGGCUCGGUGGCCAAGAAAAGGCGACGCCAAAGAUGGUUCUUCAGCUGAUGAAUGUGAGAGGGCUCAGCAUCGCUCAUGUGAAGAGCCAUCUACAGAUGUAUCGGAGCAGAAAAUUUGAUGGAACUGGUCGACGACGUAAGUCAUCCGUGGAUUUGCGUCGGAGAGAAGAAGGUCUCGGCCAUGAGGUGCCGUACUACCCACGAACAAACUCAAUUUUGCAGCCCUUCAUGAGAUUCUCGAGCGCCCAUCGAACCAGUGCUGCUCACUUCUACGUCGUCGACGACGUUGGUCGAUCGCUCUACCAGCCGCAAGGGUUUGCUCCAGUGACAGUUUGUGAAUGGGCAUCGGAACGGAGUUGCCUUUCUUCCCAGGAUCAAGUCCCCAGAAAAGGGCGAUUCAUGCAUGAGAUGCAUUUUGAGUUGGAGCAAGAAAUGUCUCGGAUAUGUUCAAAGAAGGUGGCUGCAUGCAUGGCGGUCGACGAUUCUUUGGACUUGCAGCUGAGCACGAAGGUGAAGAAGGUGCAUGAAGAAGAGGAGCUGUCACUUUCGCUCUCUCCUCCGGGUACUUCGAUACUUCAUAAGAAAGGAAAAGUAGACAUGAAACCUCGUGGGAUGCAGUUGAUAGAGAUAGAUAGCAGCAAGAAGGCCGCUCUGGGGCUGAGUACUUUAGAUCUGACCAUGUCAAUUAGAGCAUUGGAGUGAGAUCUUUCAAGUACUCGUUUCAAGGCCUUUACGAUCACUGAUUCAGCUUGCUUAUGUAUUCUAUUUGUGGAAUAAGAUCGUCUAGAUCAUUUAUUUUUUUCUCUGA